Molecule: messenger RNA, 1110 nt
Organism: Mucor mucedo
Lineage: Eukaryota; Fungi; Mucoromycota; Mucoromycetes; Mucorales; Mucoraceae
Exons: 2
Coding region: 37-1056 (339 amino acids)
Biological process (GO): endonucleolytic cleavage to generate mature 5'-end of SSU-rRNA from (SSU-rRNA, 5.8S rRNA, LSU-rRNA); endonucleolytic cleavage in ITS1 to separate SSU-rRNA from 5.8S rRNA and LSU-rRNA from tricistronic rRNA transcript (SSU-rRNA, 5.8S rRNA, LSU-rRNA); small-subunit processome assembly
Cellular component (GO): nucleolus
Molecular function (GO): RNA binding
Source: RefSeq, a predicted model, not a curated record
GGUUAUUUUUUUUUUCUUUGUAAAGAAAAUCAAAACAUGUCAAACAAGAAGGAAGAUCUUUUCGGUUUAAAUAACGACAGUGAAGAAGAGGACGUCUCUUUAGAUGAGGAGGAGCAAGAGGAUAGUCGAUUUUCUAAAAGUCGUCUUCAAAAGCAAUCACUCUCUGACGAUGACAGCGAGGUAGAUAGCGAUGCCGAAGAGAGCGAAGCAGAAGACACCGAUGUCGAUAUGGAAGAAAAGACUGCUGCUGACGACAAUGACGAUGAAAGUGAAGACGAUGACAAUGAAUUAGACGCUGAAGGUUACGAUGCACCCAAAGACUUGACUGCCUUUGGUGCCACCACUAAGAAAAGAGUCAGAACUGCUAAAAAAGUAAAGAGUUUGACACCUGAAGAACUCGAAAAAUUUGAAAAGGCAAGAAAGAAGACUGGUGUGUGUUAUUUGUCUCGCAUUCCUUUGUUCAUGAAGCCUAGUCGAGUCAGAUCCCUUUUAGAGAAGCAUGGUGAAAUUGGCCGUAUCUAUUUAGUACCAGAAGAUGGAAAGGUCACAGCACGUCGUAAGAAGUACACAAAGAAUAGAAGAACCAAUUUCACAGAAGGUUGGGUUGAAUUUAAAGAUAAAGCCAUUGCCAAAGCAUUAGCCGAACAUUUAAAUAUGAAGGAAAUUGGUGGCAAGCGUAAAAGUCAAUAUUACCAUGAUAUGUGGAACAUUAAAUAUUUACCCAAGUUCAAAUGGCACCAUUUGACCGAACAUAUGGCUCAUGAAAAGCAAGCGCGUCAACAACGUUUGCGUAACGAAAUUGCCCAAUCCAACCGUGAAAACAAAACUUAUAUCCAAAAUGUUGAACGUGCAAAGAUGUUACAAAAUAUGGAACAAAAGAAGCGUAAGCGUGAGGGCGAACCUACAACUCCUGUUAAACAAAAGAUCCAAAGAACUUUUGAACAAAGAGGAAACGUUAACCGUGAGGUUGAUCCCAAGAAAUCUGGCAAAAAUGCCAUGGAUAAGAUGGAUAGUAAUUUGAAGGGUGUCUUGGGAAGUAUUUUCUCCAAGAAAUAAAGAAAUAAAAUUUUGUGUGUGUAUGCUGGUAUAAAAAUCACCCGCUUUAAGAUU